Messenger RNA from Funneliformis geosporum, 553 nucleotides. The record is from the annotation of a GenBank genome assembly. NCBI's taxonomy places the organism in Eukaryota, Fungi, Glomeromycota, Glomeromycetes, Glomerales, Glomeraceae.
AUGCAACAUUAUGCAUUGGAUCUACCACGUUUCAUAAUUAGAUAUUUUUUUGAACUUUCAUGGAAAGAUAAAUUGGGAGGCCUAAAAACAAUAAUUGAAGGGCUUAAAAAUAUACAUCAAGAAGAUAUUAUUCACCGUGAUUAUCACAGCGGAAAUAUUAUGAUUUCCCGUUUCAUGGGACCCACUGGAUUUAUCACCGGGUUUAAAUGUUCAUUAAGCGAUAUUGGUAUAAGUAAAUCAUCAAUAUCAAAUGAUGAUCAUGAAAUUUAUGGUAUUAUUCCUUAUAUAGCACCGGAGAUAUUUCAAGGGCAACAAUAUACUAAAGCUUCAGAUGUGUACGGAUUUGGCAUGAUUAUGUGGGAAUUAUUGACAGGUAGAAGGCCUUUUUGGAAUCGAAAUCAUGAUACAUAUCUUAUUAUUGAAAUUUGCGACGGCCUUCGCCCUCCAAUUGUUACAAAUGCACCCGAAGGUUACAAUGAACUAAUGCAAUGUUGUUGGAAUUCGGAUCCAUUCAAAAGACCAACAGCUGCUAAUAUACUAUCAAUAAUUAUUC